CUCUUCGUAGCUGAGAGCUUCAAUGAUGAGCAACUUGAUUUGAAUGAGUUGGAUGCUAGUGAUUAUUAUCAAGAUGAUGGAUCCUUUGGAACAAGCAAUGUUGUCAUAGAAGAUGAAGAAUUUUCUUUAUUUGAUGCAAAUUCCCCAAUGGAAGAUGUGGAUAUAAAUGAUAUACAUAAGUCAAAGAGUGCUCCACUUACUGACCAAUUCAUCGAUGACAAUGAAUACAGUGUCAAUAAUGAAUACUUAGAUGAAGAUGUGGACAAACAAUGAGUUUUUGUUUCAUUGUGUAUUUAUUUUGAUAUAAACAAUGUAUUUAUUUUUUGUUUCAUUAUGUAUUUAAUUUCCAUCCAAUUCAUGUUACAAAAUGGACUUUUUUUACUUAUUAACAAAAACAAGAACAAGUUGUAUCUAGAUAUAAUAACAUGGCAAUCCGAGGUAGAGGAAGUGGACUUGGUCAAGGGAGAGGUCGUAAUCCACCUCAGCAUUCCCCAGAUCUUCCUUCACAUAUAGGUGUUCAGAAUAACCAGCACAAAAGGCAAAGGCUAUACAAGUCUUCUGAUUCUGAAGAGAGACAUGAAUACUACAUUUAUGAUGGAGGAGCCAAUCACAGGCGAGGUCAGAGUGAUGCAAAUAAUGUGAAAAAAUGUAAAGGAGUCAGUUUUGAAUUUUCCAACAAUAUGAGGCAAUUAAGUGGAGGAAUUAGACAUAGUCAAAGGCGAGGUCAGAGUGAUCCACCAGAGCCUUCUCAAUCAUGCACUAGUCCAGCACCACCACCACCACACAUGUCAUUUUCCCCAGGUGUCAAUAAUGAUAAGAACAAAAGACAAACGGAAGGACUGACUGGAGCUGAUGCAAGAAAAGGUACUACUUAUACACAGACAGCUUAAUUAUGAUUAUGUUGUAAUUGGUAUAGUUGUGACUUGUGAAUUAAAGUGGUGUG
Molecule: messenger RNA, 943 nt
Organism: Trifolium pratense (red clover)
Lineage: Eukaryota; Viridiplantae; Streptophyta; Magnoliopsida; Fabales; Fabaceae
Exons: 3
Coding region: 426-890 (154 amino acids)
Source: RefSeq, a predicted model, not a curated record